Amoebophrya sp. A120 is the source of this 512-nucleotide messenger RNA. The record is from the annotation of a GenBank genome assembly. NCBI's taxonomy places the organism in Eukaryota, Dinophyceae, Syndiniales, Amoebophryaceae.
GAAGGAGUUGCUACUCAACUCCAACGGUUUGGAGAAUUACUUUUCGAAAUUGCUGAAAGUCGUUGGAUUCUCCGUUCUAGCGAACAACGUAGAGCACUUGGUGAUUCCGGGGACGUUCCCGAUCUGCAGAAAGAACAAAGCGAAGAAGCAGAAGAAAGGACGGGGAGGUGGUGUCGAGAAGCAGAAAACCAAUAGUGCAACCUAUGCAUUGCAAGUAUGUCUGGGUGUCUGGAAACUUGUGAUGCUGGGUGUCGUAUCAUGAGGAGGCCCCGAGUUGUGCUGACUCAGCAUGAGCAUGACAAGUUUCUGAGCUUCUAGCUGUUCUUGCCUAUUCUGCAUGACAAACUGCGUGUCUGCACGACAGAGAAAUGGGGCUCUUGGGUACUAACGUGCAUGACAGAUUUAAGAGUCAUGCCAGACAAGCAUGGCAAACGUGCACUCUUCCAGACCCAGACAUGUUUGCAUUUGAUACAACUUCUUCUCUCGCAAAUCAAACCGGGAUUUUGUUCGAG